CAACUCAUUGUGAUUGAACCUUUCCCAGCUCCGAUUGAUCUUCGCUCAUCCAUCCGGCUGAGCACGCACUACAACCCUACUUCGAUUUCCCGAAAGAAAAAAAAAAACCAUCAGAAUGCCCUCCAAAAGCAACAACAACAACAACUACACCGACCCCGAGCUCCGCCAGGAGGUCAAAGAGGAGGUGCAACAGAGCGACAAGGGUGGGAAGCCCGGUCAAUGGUCCGCGCGGAAGGCCCAACUCACCGCCCAAGAAUACAAAUCCCGGGGCGGGGACUACACGACCUCGAAGGACGAGCAGUCGCAAUCCCAGAAGAGCCUGUCGCAGUGGGGCGCGGAGGACUGGGUGACCAAGGAAGGGUCGGGGACGGCCAAGACGGACGCGAACGCGGCAGACGGCGGGGCCCGGAAGCGGUAUCUGCCGCGCAAGGCGUGGGAGGAGAUGAGUGAAGGGGAGAAGGAGGCGACUGAGCGGAAAAAGGUGGAGGAAGGGGAGGGGGAGGGGAGGCAGUUUGUGGGGAAUACGGAGGGGGCGAAGAGGAAGAGGGGGGAGGUUGAGGGGCGGGUGAGGGAGGGGAUGGAGGGGGAGGAUGUGGGGAAAGAUGAGGGAGAUGAGGAGGGGAAGAAGGAUGUGAAGAAAGAUACGAAGGUGAAUGGAGAUACAGAUACACAGGAAGAGGAGCAAAUUAACGGGGAUAAUGAAGACGAGGAACUAGAUGAGGAUGACGGGGAAUAUCAGGAGGAAGAAGGAGAAGACGGCGAAGAUGAGGAAGACGAGGAAGACGAGGAAGAAGAAGUCGAACAACAGGUGGGCGAUGAUGAGGAAGCGGAAGGCGAUGCACCCGACAAAAAGAAGCAAAAGACCAAGUAA
Molecule: messenger RNA, 871 nt
Organism: Aspergillus uvarum CBS 121591
Lineage: Eukaryota; Fungi; Ascomycota; Eurotiomycetes; Eurotiales; Aspergillaceae
Exons: 3
Coding region: 116-871 (251 amino acids)
Source: RefSeq, a predicted model, not a curated record